Molecule: messenger RNA, 1140 nt
Organism: Dracunculus medinensis (Guinea worm)
Lineage: Eukaryota; Metazoa; Nematoda; Chromadorea; Rhabditida; Dracunculidae
Source: the annotation of a GenBank genome assembly
AUGACUGUUAAAUACAAUCUUGAUGUGUCGACAUCACGACCUUGGACUCUAUUUAGACUUCUUUUUAAAUGGAAAGGAAGUGUUUGGAAAUCAGUCUCAUUCGAAUUAACGAUUUGGCUUGUUCUUUAUGCUUCUAUAACAAUUAUUUAUCGACUUAUGUUGAACGAUGAUCAAAAAAAGAUAUUUGAGCGAAUUGCACAUUAUCUUGACGAGAAACUUGGUUACAUACCAAUGGAUUUCAUGUUGGGGUUUUUCGUGACAUCUGUCCUUAAUCGUUGGAUAGUAUUUUUUGAUCGAAUUGGUUUUAUAGACAACAUUGCAUUAAUGGUUGCUGCAUACGUUCGAGGUGAUGAUGAAAAGUCAAGAAAAAUGCGCAGAAAUAUCGUAAGAUAUUGCGUCCUCUCACAAACCUUAGUAUUUCGUGAUAUAAAUAUACGUGUUCGUAAGAGAUUUCCUUCUCUGGAUGCGGUAGUUUCUUCCGGUUUCAUGAUGGAACAUGAAAAACAGAAAUUCGAGGAAAUUCAGUACCGUUAUGCGAAGUACUGGAUGCCUUUCCAAUGGGCGCUAUCACUGUGCAAUGAAGCAAGGAGACAACAGAAGAUUGCUAGCGACAGAUUACUUGAAAAAGUUGGCGAAGAAAUCAAAAUAUUCAGAACGAAUAUGGCAAUCUUAUGCAACUAUGACUGGGUACCCCUUCCGAUUAUGUAUCCACAGUUAAUCGUCUUAGCCGUACACCUUUAUUUUGUUGUGUGCAGUAUUGCACGGCAGCAUAUAAUAUCCGAGCAUGCUCCAAAUAAGACAGCAAUGGAUCUAUACUUUCCUUUUAUGACGACGUUGCAAUUUGUUUUUUACAUGGGCUGGUUAAAAGUCGCUGAAGUCAUGCUCAAUCCAUUUGGUGAAGAUGAUGAUGAUUUUGAAUGUAACUUCUUACUAGAUAGAAACCUAAUCGGCUUAACAAUAGUUGAUGAAGGCUAUAAUAAGCCACCAGUAAUGAUAAAAGACAUAUACUGGAGCCGGGAAAUUCAACCUCUCUAUUCUGAGCAGUCAAUGCAAAUGGAGCGAAGGUCUAGCGGAGUAACUGGUUCUGUUGCCCAUAUUAAGUACGCUUAUAACAUAAUGUUCAUCUUUAGUGGUUAUUAA